AUGUCGUGGGCGGGGUUCAAGAAGAAUGUGAAUCGCGCGACGACGCAGGUCAUGAUGAAAACCGGCCAUGUGGAAAAGACAAACGACCGGGACUACGAAGUUGAGGAGAGACGGUUUCGCACCAUGGAAGCCGCUUCACUACGGCUGCAGAAGGAAGCAAAGGGCUAUCUCGACUCGCUCCGAGCCAUGACGGCGUCGCAAAUGAGGAUAGCCGAGACCAUCGACGCCUUCUACGGCGACUCGGGCGCAGCGGACGGCAUGAGCAGAAGCUACAAGCAAGCAGUUGAAGACCUCGACGCCGAGACGCUCAAGGCCCUCGACGGGCCCUACCGAACGACGGUGCUGGAGCCCAUCACCCGAUUCUGCGCCUACUUCCCCGACGUCAACGAGUGCAUCAAGAAGAGGUCGCACAAGCUGCUCGACUACGACGCCCUGCGAGCGCGGGUCAAGAAGCUGGUGGAGAAGCCCGACAAGGACGCGACGAAACUGCCACGGACGGAAAAGGAGCUCGAGAUGGCCAGGGUAGCUUAUGAGCAGCUCAACGAGCAGCUCUGCACCGAGCUGCCCCAGCUCAUCGACCUUCGCGUCCCCUAUCUCGACCCGACCUUUGAGGCUCUUGUCAAGAUUCAGCUCCGGUUCUGCGCCGAGGCGUACUCACGCAUGGCCCAGGUGCAACAGUAUCUCGACGCCGAUACGAGGGAUCAAUACGCCGAAGGCCAUCUGGACGCCAGGGUGGAGCAGGUUCUGCAAGAGAUUCGGGAGCUGAGCAUCAGCGGUACCGUCUAA
This is a messenger RNA of Drechmeria coniospora, 786 nucleotides long. RefSeq names its product hob3. Gene Ontology annotation, biological process: endocytosis; actin filament organization; actin cortical patch localization. The transcript is spliced from 5 exons. The record is from RefSeq and is a predicted model, not a curated record. Bases 1 to 786 code for a protein of 261 amino acids. Lineage: Eukaryota; Fungi; Ascomycota; Sordariomycetes; Hypocreales; Ophiocordycipitaceae. Gene Ontology annotation, cellular component: Rvs161p-Rvs167p complex; medial cortex; actin cortical patch. Gene Ontology annotation, molecular function: protein binding; lipid binding.